AUGGAAGGCGUCGAGCUGCCCCUGAGGCGCCACACCUGCCCCGCAGCUUCUCAGGAGACGUCGCCCGAGUCGCCGCUGCCACGUCGCCGCGCCACGUUGGCAGCAGUGGCGCAGCAGCUGGGGGAGAUGGAGGACGGGGCAGUUGGGGCUGAGAAGUUGGUACAUGGGUGGUCCAGGGCGCAGGUGGUGCUCCUGGUGUAUACUCUGGCGCGGGUCGUGGCUAAUGUGUACGUGGUUCCUGCCCAGGUAGAGCAGCGUCGAUUCCAGCGUCGAAGCCCAGGUGCCGAUGAGAUGAUCGUUCGAACUUUCGAUGCGGUUGCGAGACCCUUGAUUACGGGGCUUGGAGUCUACUGCUUCCUCUGCAACAAGAGCCGCUUUUCGGAGAAGUUGCGGCUGCAUGUUUGGAGCAGGAGGACGAUAUUCUGCCUUGCUUGCUGCGCUACUGACCAAAGCGCGAUGCAUUACUUUCUCUAUGGACGUUAUGCUGAUAUUGCACGGAUGAGUUGUUACAUUUGGCAGACUGUCUGCAAUGCCUUGCAGGUUUACAUGACAAUCUUCAAGCUUAAAGCUUUGGGUUGGGGCUUAACAGCCAGGAGCUGCCAGGUUCUUCUGGUCAUCUCUUUUAGUUGUUUGGCUCCUCCGUGUUUUCAUACGAUGAUCUUUCACACUCGGUCGCUGCCUGUUUUACCCGUUGUGGCCUCUGUAUUCACUUUCGUCUUGAUUUUGCUUGCGCAGAGCUUGGCGCUGUGCUCCGCAGCCACCCGUGCUUUGCUCCGUGGUGGGAGUGAUGAAGCCAUUCGAUGCUCGGCGUAUUGCUUGUUCCUGAACGGAGUACUCGCAAUUGUGGGGCCUACUCUCAGCUUGUGGUCAUGGAUGGCCAUGGUUCACGAUGAUGGUUUUUUUUUGGCUGUGUGGGUGGUGUCGAUUGAUGUCGGCCUCCAAGUGCUUGCCACCCUUUUGCUGAGCGGCAUGAUUGGCCCGAAAGGCUGGGAUCGGCCAAUGGAAGCCUUCCGCAGGCUGGGCCACCUCUCGGGCUUCGGCUUGGCAGCAAGUCGGAUCAACUUUCCGGGCAAGAUCAACGCAAGAGCCACGCAAUGCAUUGUGUCUUUUCCGGGAAUGUACAGCACCCAGUGGGACAAUGCCGUGGCCAACGUUCAGCAGUUUGAGGAUUGCUCUUUGGCCUGCGUGUUCUUCACCGACAAAGCUUCAGGCCUGGGGCAACACUCUGACAACCCCGACACGCCAGGGCAAUGCUGGUGUCGGAUGAUUUACCCAGAGCUGCCGGCAGAGACGUAUCUCAGCGUGGUGGACUUGAAGGGUGACUCUGAUGGAGUUCUGACCAAAGAGAAGCUGGCCUUCAAAAAGGCGGAUGCCGACGCCAUGGGGCAGGUCCUGGUGAUCAAGGACGACCAGCCGCAGAUGGAAUGGGAGGUCGAGUUUUCGCUUGCACUGAACGAUGCAGAGGUCCGGUGCAAGGAAAACCGAGGGCGAGCCCCCUGGGGAUGUCAGUGGUUCGAGAAGUGGAGGAUGAAAGUGGAUGAAGCUGUCAGAGCAGGGCAGACGCUGCACGUGUUUUACUUUGCAGGCAAGAAGGGUCGCGGCAAGCUGCCGUGGGAGAAGCUGUGCAGCGCAAAGGACAGGGCCACAGCCCGGGAGGACACCGGACUGGGUGCCUCGCAGACGGCUGAAGUGGCCUACUUGGAAAAGAAUGGAAUCAAAUAUGAAGAGCACGAUAUCAGUGAGUUCGAUGACUUCCUGCUGAUGGCACAUGGAGCACGCGGAGAAGACGCCUAA
Symbiodinium natans is the source of this 1794-nucleotide messenger RNA. Lineage: Eukaryota; Dinophyceae; Suessiales; Symbiodiniaceae. The record is from the annotation of a GenBank genome assembly.